Colletotrichum karsti is the source of this 1812-nucleotide messenger RNA. RefSeq lists its product as uncharacterized. The record is from RefSeq and is a predicted model, not a curated record. The transcript is spliced from 6 exons. NCBI's taxonomy places the organism in Eukaryota, Fungi, Ascomycota, Sordariomycetes, Glomerellales, Glomerellaceae. Bases 1 to 1812 code for a protein of 603 amino acids.
AUGAAGUCAACGCUUCAACAGCUUACCGCUUGGGUGGCACUGAGCCUCGUGCCUCUGGCUUUCGCCCACGGUGCCCAGGAAGACACCGGAGACGACAUGAGUAUCGCCAUGGACAUGUCCCACGGCGCCGCCUCAGCGGAACCGAAACCCGAUGACAGCUAUCCGCCCACCUACUUUGCGCUCGCCGAUCAUGCGGGUGUCAUGUACGCGCACAUCGGAGCCAUGGUGCUCGCCUGGGUCUUCGUCCUACCUGUCGCUGUCAUGCUCUCCGUAGCUCGCUCGAGGUAUACACUUGCGCUCCAAUUUGCCUUCCUCGCCGUGAACGCGCUCGGCGUCGUGUUAGGAACUGUUUACAACGCCAGCACGCCCGAUCUGUACCCGAAUAAUGCCCAUCAUAAGCUCGGUUGGCUCGUCACAUGGGUCGUGUCGGCGCAGGUCCUAAUCGGCUUGUUGGGAAGAGUUGCGGGCUCUUUCAAGGGCGAGAACGAGGAUCGCAACAACAACAACGAGUACCAAUCUUUCAUCCCCGUCUCUGCAGCUGCCAUGGCUGAACACCACCGCAUCAAUGAGUCGCGCUUUGCUCAUGAGUACCGCCUCUCCAAUGACAGCGGACAAGGCACCGAGCCCUGUACUGAGUCUCUCGGUCGCCAUUCUCGUUCCUCCUCGUCCAACGAGGCCUCGCCACGCAUUUCCGACGCCCAUCGAAAGGAGUAUACCGAGGAUGAAGAGGAUCUGGAAGACGGACGACCAAUGCCUAUGCCGAGAACCGGCAAUGGCAUCAAGGCAUACUCAAUUCUCGCUACCAUGACCGGAAAGAUCUCAUCUCGUGUCUGGAAAGUUCUCCUGUUCGUGUACAACUUCGUAGACAGGAUCAGCCUACCUCUGGGUUCCAUCACGCUUAGCUUAGGUAUCGUGACAUACGGGCGAUUCUUCGAGGGUAACGAGAUCUUCAAUGGCCUCGCGCAUUGGAUUAAGGGUGGAAUCUUUUUCUGGCUUGGUUUAUUGACCCUCGGCCGAUGGGCCGGCAGUUUCGGAGAGCACGGAUGGGCCUGGAACGUCCGGCCGAAGCGAACCGGCGGCAAGUGGCGGCCCUCCGCGGAGUUUGUCGAAAGCGCCCUCAUCUUCGUCUACGGCUCGACCAACAUUUUUCUCGAGCAUCUUGGAAACUGGGGCGGAAAGUACAGCGCCCAGGACCUCGAGCAUAUUUCCAUUACCGUUCUCUUCAUCGGUGGUGGACUGCUUGGCAUGCUCAUCGAAUCAAGCCGUAUUCGCGAUCUCUUACACACCUCUGUCAUCGAUUCCGCCGCGGAGGCCUUCGAGCGAACCUACGAUGAUGAGGAGCGCGAGAUUCUCCAACCCCCGAAACAAUACGAGUUCUCCGUCAACCCCAUCCCGGCACUCGUCAUUCUCCUUCUAGGAAUCAUGAUGAGCUCACACACGCAACAUUCGAUGAUUUCUAGCAUGGUGCACAAGCAAUGGGGCAACCUCCUAACUGGCGCCUCAUUCGCUCGCGGCUUCACGUAUGUGAUCAUGUACCUGAAGCCUCCCAAGUCGGUCCUCCCUUCUCGGCCCCCCACCGAGCUUCUGGCGGCUUUCGGGUUGAUCUCUGGUGGCAUCAUCUUCAUGGCUAGUGCCGGCGAUACUGUCGAUGGCAUGAUUCAUUACGGUUUGGACGCCAUGUUCAUGUACACCGUAACCAUGGGUCUCGUGGGCGUUUUGAUGGCCUGGGAGAUCAUCGUCCUCGCCAUCAAAGGCUGGGCGGUGCGCAAGGAGGCCGCGCGGCAGAAUAACAGACUUGCGUCAUUGACAUAA